Messenger RNA from Anolis sagrei ordinatus, 1846 nucleotides. It is a transcript of the gene MARCHF2, whose product is annotated as membrane associated ring-CH-type finger 2. The record is from RefSeq and is a predicted model, not a curated record. Lineage: Eukaryota; Metazoa; Chordata; Lepidosauria; Squamata; Anolidae. Gene Ontology annotation, molecular function: ubiquitin-protein transferase activity; zinc ion binding. Gene Ontology annotation, biological process: protein ubiquitination.
UUGGCUCACGCCAUUGCCAGCCACGCUGUCGUGGGAUGUGAUUGGGCGAGGCGAUGGGAUGGGGGAAGGGCCUGCUCUGCCAGUCAGGUGAGGACGUUUGCUGACAGAAGCGGCCGCGGUGGCGGCGGAGGAGGCUUGCUACUUCUUCUUUCGAGCCCGGCGGAGGGAUGCGGCGGAACGGGCCUCGACGCUGAGGCGGAGGAGGAAGGAAGGAGGAGGGCAGGCCAGUGAUGAUGAUGAUGGUGAUGAUGAUGCUUCUCUGGCCCUCUGCCCGCUGAUGCCUCCUUCCCGGUCGCCAUGACGACGGGCGACUGCUGCCCGCUGCCCGGCUCCCUGUGUGACUGCCCCGUUGCCGACAAGUCGGUGGAGGAGGGGGCCGAGCCGGGCCGCCCGCAGUACGUUGCACAGGUGACUGCCAAAGACGGGCGCCUCCUCUCCACUGUCAUCAAAGCCCUGGGGCCCCAGAGCGAGGGUCCCUUCUGCCGGAUCUGCCAUGAAGGGCCCAGCGGGGAGGGGCUGCUCUCGCCCUGCGACUGCACUGGCACCUUGGGCGCCGUCCACAAGAGCUGCCUAGAGAAAUGGCUCUCCUCCUCCAACACCAGCUACUGCGAGCUUUGCCACACUCAGUUUGUGGUGCAGCGCAGGCCCCGCCCCCUCACGGAGUGGCUGCAGGAUCCGGGCCCACGCAACGAGAAGCGGACGCUCUUCUGCGACAUGGUGUGCUUCCUGUUCAUCACGCCGUUGGCCGCCAUCUCUGGCUGGCUCUGCCUUCGCGGGGCCCAGGACCACCUCCAGUUCAACAGCCGCCUGGAGGCCAUUGGCCUGAUCGCCCUCACCAUUGCACUUUUCACCAUCUAUGUCCUCUGGACGCUGGUCUCAUUCCGCUACCAUUGCCAGCUGUACUCAGAGUGGCGACGGACCAAUCAGAAAGUCCUGCUGAUGCUGCCGGACUCUGCCAGGCCUGCUCCACCCCCGGCCCCGCACUCCCUGCUCUCUGCCAAGCUGCUCAAGAAGAAGGCUGACGAGACGACGGUAUGAGGCCCAGGGGCGGCCAUCGCACUUUCCUCCAUGGCUUGGACAAUCCGCCCGGCGACAGGCAAACAGGCCUCCAGGCGUGUGCAAUGAGUGGCGGCGGGGGGUCAAAGGUCGCCCGUCUCCCCCCCACCCUUGGCUCUAGGCAAGAAUUUGGCAAAACAGUCCUCUUUUCUCUCAUAUAUAUACAUAUACAUAUAUCCAUAUAUCUACCUGACAUUAUCAUGAUCACCAUUAUAAUUUUAUUUCUGUUCUUUCCAGUUUUGUCUUGAUCCCUUCUUCAAUGCCUUUGCAAAGGGGUCGUCUGUAAGUCUGUCUCUCGAAUUCGGUUGUUCUCCUUGUGCCCCAAUGAUUUCAUUUUAUAUAUAUGAAAGGUGCAAUAUGGAGAGGAUGGGUGGGCGGGGCUUAUCAACAGUUAAUGCUCAGGCAGGUGAGUGAAAACACAAAUCUCAAAUAUCAGUGCAUUUGUCAUUUCACUGCCCUACCUCCCUAUCCCCUUCCCUUCUUUUUGUUUUGCACUAUGUAUGAUUUUUGGGGUAAAGAAGAGCCCCUUCCCCUCUUAUUCCCCCCCCCCCCCAUGGUGUUGCUUUAUCCGCUCUCAGUGCUGAGUUUUAUAUGGGCCCGCAUAUGUAUGUAUAUGUAUACACACACACACACACACAUACUCCCAAGAGGGAGCAGGACACAAAGUAAAGAGGCUACAGAGACCUCUAUUCCACCCCCCCCCCCCCAACCAAAAGUGUUGAACUGGAGGGUUGUUUUCUUAAGAAUAAAAUAAAUGCUGUAAACACCUCAUUGUUUAUAAGAGGUACCA